Messenger RNA from Zychaea mexicana, 851 nucleotides. RefSeq lists its product as uncharacterized. The transcript has 5 exons. NCBI's taxonomy places the organism in Eukaryota, Fungi, Mucoromycota, Mucoromycetes, Mucorales, Lichtheimiaceae. Gene Ontology annotation, biological process: regulation of DNA-templated transcription. Gene Ontology annotation, molecular function: zinc ion binding; sequence-specific DNA binding. The record is from RefSeq and is a predicted model, not a curated record. Bases 210 to 674 code for a protein of 154 amino acids.
AUGGAAUUGGUGUGCUUUAUCUCUUCUUCCUUCCGAUAGUAGUAAUCAUCAUUUCCUCGCAUGAAACACUAAAAAGAAAGAGUCGCGUUUUUUUUAAAUAUACAUGCAAGGUGUACAACUGUUCACGUCAGGUCAGCGGCACUCUGUCUUCGCAUGUCAAACAUAAUGAGCUACCCACUAUUGAUACACUCAUUGACACCACGAGACGAAUGUUGCGUACAUUGGACGAUGCAAGAGAGCAAUGGCUAGAACAGCCAACUUGUACUUCUAAAAUAAGCAACUUCUCCAGUUCCUCUUCCUCCACAGCUAUUGUUCCUCCCCCUCCGCCUGUUCCUGCUCCAGCUCGUGCACCUACACAAAAACAACGGCAGCAACAACAUCAAAAGGAGCCAGCACAACUGUCCAAGCGGUCAAGGGAGCCCUCAAUCGAUAAGCCAAAACAAUGCCAUUCUUGCCAAAGCACGGAGACACCAGAAUGGCGUAAAGGACCCAUGGGCCCGCGAACUUUAUGUAAUGCCUGUGGCCUAAUUUGGGCAAAAUUGGCACGUCAACAAGGGCAUCCGGAAGCACAAGACGAAAUAGACUCCAACAGCAACGAGAAUUCUCAAGAACUCCAAACAAGCAGUGAUGAUGCAGCAGCAAACAAGUAUGCCCUUUCAUACUUGUUGAGUUGAAGAUCUUGAAACGGAAAAGAAGACGAAGAAAAGAACAAUGCUUAUUUUUGUCAUAUCCCUCUCCCUCCUUUUUUGUGUAUUUUAGCUACUAUGAUGAUGAUGAAAAUAAUAUAAAGAGAGAUAUUACAGAGCACUGUGGUAUUGGGCUUGUACACUUCGUUUGAUGCGUAACAUUUC